AUCUCAAGAAGUUAUCUGAAUUCAUUUGCUUACGCUGAAUGUGAACAAGGAUUUAAUAACAAUGAACAUGGCUGGUUAAAAUAUCUUAAUCAAAAUAAUGAUCAGCUGAAUUCUUACUACAAAAUAUAUGAAAAAUAUUCUGAAUAUAUAAAAUACAAAUAUUUUUGGAUUGGAUAUGAAGGACAAGAUGUCUUGUUCAUUGAUGAUUUUCCAAAUAAUAUCUAUGAGAAAAGUUGUCUGGAUGUUGGUACAGAUACUAUCAUGUGA
Molecule: messenger RNA, 267 nt
Organism: Racocetra persica
Lineage: Eukaryota; Fungi; Glomeromycota; Glomeromycetes; Diversisporales; Gigasporaceae
Source: the annotation of a GenBank genome assembly